AUGGAGGAGGAGCGCGACCGACACGCGCUCGGCGGCGGGAUGGAGGCCGACGAGCCCGCCAGCCCCCGGGAGCCGCCGUCGCCACCCCCGCCGCCGUCGCCGCCGUCCCCCGCGGCCCCCGACGCCCCCGGGCCCCCCCAGCCCGAGCAGCCGUCGGAGGCCUACGCGCGGCAGCUGCUGCUGGAGGAGUGGAGGCCCCCCGGCGGGAGCCUCGAGCUGCCCCCGCGCCUCACCUGGAAGCUGCUCUUCCUGCGGCGGCCGCUCUACCGCAACCUGCUCCGCUCGCCCAACCCCGAAGGCAUCAACAUUUAUGAGCCAGCACCCCCUACUGGUCCCACCCAGCAGCCCCUGGAGACGCUGGGCAACUUCCGCGGGUGGUACAUUAGGACUGAGAAGCUCCAGCAUGACCGCAGCUGGACGGUGAAGCAGCAGUGUGUGGAUCUUCUGGCCGAGGGCCUGUGGGAGGAGCUCCUUGAUGAUGAGCAGCCGGACAUCACGGUCAUGGACUGGUACGAGGACAGCCGGCUGGACGCGUGUGUCUACGAGCUGCACGUCUGGCUGCUGGCGGCUGACCGACACACGGUCAUCGCGCAACACCAUGUGGCCCCCCGCACCUCUGGGCGGGGCCCCCCCGGCUGCUGGCUCCAGGUGUCCCACGUCUUCCGCCAGUAUGGCCCCGGCGUGCGCUUCGUCCACUUCCUGCACAAGACCAAGAACCGGCGGGAGGCCGGCGGGCUGCGGCGGACGAGGGUGACCGAUUCCUCCGUGUCUGUGCAGUUCAGGGAGUGA
Callorhinus ursinus (northern fur seal) is the source of this 789-nucleotide messenger RNA. It is a transcript of the gene NCCRP1, whose product is annotated as NCCRP1, F-box associated domain containing. Gene Ontology annotation, molecular function: ubiquitin protein ligase activity. Gene Ontology annotation, biological process: glycoprotein catabolic process; SCF-dependent proteasomal ubiquitin-dependent protein catabolic process; ERAD pathway. Gene Ontology annotation, cellular component: cytoplasm; SCF ubiquitin ligase complex. Lineage: Eukaryota; Metazoa; Chordata; Mammalia; Carnivora; Otariidae. The record is from RefSeq and is a predicted model, not a curated record.